Messenger RNA from Arctia plantaginis, 1335 nucleotides. Lineage: Eukaryota; Metazoa; Arthropoda; Insecta; Lepidoptera; Erebidae. The record is from the annotation of a GenBank genome assembly.
AUGCCUCACAGGCAAAGUAUUUUCUCAAAAGGCUUUGUAUCUCGGAGGCCCAUACAAGUGGAAGAUCAAGAAUAUGGAAAUGAAACUGCGCCGAGAAGAGCUAGAGGACAAUUCCGUCCAAUGUUGUCCAGUUCUAAAGAUCUGACGCAAAUGGCCAUAGAGAGUUCCAAGGCAAGGUUGGUCCAACCUCUGAUUAGCCAAUUCGGUGAUUUCAAUAACUGUCGGAGCGAAUCAAAUGAGUUUGGUUCUUCCUAUAGAGCAACGUCUAGAUACGGCCCUUUCUCCAUAACCUCACAUACUAAUAGAUUGUUUAACUCAAAGACUGUUAAGCAAGAUGUUAAAAGGUUACCGUCGUUUGUGUCCCAGGUUCAAAAUUGCGUCCGUUUGGACGUUACCACAUCGCAAAGUUCUCCUACAGACACGGGAAACAAAUCAACCUUUACAUGCAAAUGUAAGACAUGUACGAAUCCGCGAUGCCCUUCAAAAAUAUACAACAAGAAACAAAUCGUUUUCGAUGGCAACGUUCAAACCUUCUGCGACGGUAUAACAAUGACUUCCAAGUUGGUAGAUGCUGAGUGUGAUGGGGGACCAUUGUGUUCAAAAACAGACUGUGGUGUAAAUACUACUAUACUUACAACGAUCGAAACUGAUGAGAGCACGCAAGUACAGGAGCCAAUUUACUGUAGACCUAUCACAGUUACGGAAAAAAGCACCAGUUCAUUGCAGUUUGAAUACGCUUACAGAAGAGCAACACCAAAGUUUUAUGAUGAAACAGUUCCUAAAGUAAAUACCGGUUGUCAGUGUGUUACUUCAGAUGUCGAACGGGAAGAACCCAAGCAAUCCCUUCAAUGCUUUUUUAGACGUAAUGAACCUAUGUCUAUAGAGUCUAAUUAUAAGGAAACAAGUUCAGGAGUAAAAAAUCUUUAUAAUGAGGGGAUUAGUGAAGAUUUUGUUGACCAAGGCACAGAUUCUUGUCCAGUAGCAAAAAUAAAAAUGCCUAGAUGCAAAGAGAGCAAAUGUUGUAGUUCACGCCCUCAUAUUCCAUUUUCACAUAGGCAUUAUUCGAAGUACCAUCAUAAUUGUAAGCAUCCAAAAGAAUUUCAGUAUGGUAAUGAAGAAGACGAUAUGCCUGUGAGGCAUUGUGCGGAUCUUUGUCCAAGGUAUAUGCGGAAACCCUGUGGUAGGCACUGUCCACCUAUUAGAACGAUGCCAAGUAUUCGUCUACCUAAAAGGGUUCUUACUUCAGAUAGGGAUAUAGACGAUUUUGUUAACAAAAGUCGGUAUUAUCCAAAAUGUAAGAACACGUUUGGAGUCCAAGCAGUUUUGUUGAUGUAG